Messenger RNA from Amphibalanus amphitrite, 3496 nucleotides. RefSeq names its product homeobox protein araucan-like. The record is from RefSeq and is a predicted model, not a curated record. Gene Ontology annotation, biological process: cell development; regulation of transcription by RNA polymerase II; neuron differentiation. Gene Ontology annotation, cellular component: nucleus. NCBI's taxonomy places the organism in Eukaryota, Metazoa, Arthropoda, Thecostraca, Balanomorpha, Balanidae. The coding region runs from base 187 to 1797 and encodes 536 amino acids. The transcript is spliced from 8 exons. Gene Ontology annotation, molecular function: DNA-binding transcription factor activity, RNA polymerase II-specific; RNA polymerase II cis-regulatory region sequence-specific DNA binding.
AGUUGCCGUGCUGCGCGGAGCGGGCGAGCCGCGUGCUGUGGGAGAGCGAGAGAGGGCGAGCGACCCGGCGACCGGCCGCCGUCGCUGCGCACUGUGCCGCACGGAGAGAGAGGGAGAGAGAUACGUGAACCUGGACUGUCGUGACCUGAGCUGAUCUGACCUAACCUGGAGUUCCGCCUAGCCACGAUGGCAGGCUAUGCGCAGUUUGGGUAUCCGUACGCUACGGCCGCGUCGCAGCUGCUGAUGCCGGGCAGCCAGCCGACGGCGACGGUGGCCGGCGGCGGCGGCGGCUCCGGCUCGGGCUGCUGCGAGACGGGCCGGCUGGUGGCCGACCCGGUGACCGGUCAGCCCGUCUGCUCGUGUCAGUACGAGUCGAGUCGGCUGGCGGCGCUCAAUUCGUACCCCCGCCUGCCGGCUGGCUCCUCACUGCCGUACGGAGCGGCCUAUUCGGGCACCGACCAGGGACCCUACCCCAGCAUCGGCGUGGACAGCUCCUACUUCAGCUCACUGAACGCCCCGUAUGGCCUGAAGGACACGCCCGGCACCGACAUGGGCGUUUACGGCGGCCUGGGCAGCACAGCUGGCUACGGAUAUAGCCCUUACGACCCUUACGGGUAUGGAGGACACUAUGAUUUGUCGGCGAGGAGGAAGAACGCCACCCGAGAGUCUACAGGAACCCUGAAGGCCUGGAUGAACGAGCACAAGAAGAACCCCUACCCGACCAAGGGCGAGAAGAUCAUGUUGGCCAUCAUCACCAAGAUGACGCUGACACAGAUCUCGACCUGGUUCGCCAACGCGCGAAGAAGACUGAAGAAGGAGAACAAAAUGACUUGGGAACCGAAGAACAAGACCGAGUCAGAUGAUGACGAAAGGAAAUCAGAGGAUAAAGAAAGAAGUGAGGGAGACAAAGAUGAAGCAGAGAAAGACUCUGUGCUUGGCAACGACACCUCGGACGCCAUGUCGCCGCUGACCGGGACAGAGGUCAAAUCGGAGACGCUCUCACCCACCGACAGCUGGAAGGAAAAGGCAGCCGCCGCCGCCGCCGCCGCCUCCCUGGACGACUGCAACGACCCGCAGAAGCCCAAGAUCUGGUCGCUGGCCGACACAGCCAAGUGCAAGACGCCGCCGCCGGCGGGCGGCUGGCCGGCGGCCAGUGAGGGGGCCACCACGUUCCCGCUGCCGGCCACCAUCGGGCCCGGCGGCACCCCCUUCGGACGUUACUCGCACCCGAGUCACUCGCAGGCGCAGGCGGCCCAGUCUCAGGCGCAGGCCGUCCAGUCGCAGUCGCAGUCUCAGCCGCAGUCCACGGCGGCCGGCUACCACCACAGCCCGGCCGGCGGCAGCUACGUGGCCUCGGGCGGGGGCGGGGGCGGCUACGGCGGCAUGGCGGCGCCGCCGCCGCCCGGUCUGUCGGCCGCCGGCUACAGCGAGCCACAGACGGACACGCCGCCGCAGACACCGCCCAGUCUGAAGCUGGGACAGCUGGCCGGCGGCGGGCUGGCCAAGCUCUCGCAGAUGGGCAGCGGCAGCUCGCUGGCCUACGGCGGCUACCCGGCGGCCAUGUCGUCGGGAGGCCGGCUGUCGAGCGGCCUGGAGCGGCGGACGGACGGCUACUCGACCGGCCACCUGCCCGCCCAGCAACAGCAUCACUCACACAUGCAGCAGCAGCAACAACAACAUCAACACCAGCAGCAGCAGCAUCAACAAAUGCCGCUAGAUAUGAACUCCUACGCAGCAGCAUACAAAGACGGCAGCUCGGCCUCCAUACCCCCUGCCGAGUACGUGUCUCCCGUGUGAGGCAGGCCGCCUGCCUCCGCCCGUGUGACCUGACCUUGACCUGACCUCGGGUCGGCCGACUCGUCCACUGAGAUUUUCCGGUCUUCAGCGCGGUGCGGCCGGACGCAGCCAUCUUCGCGCACCAUCAACCCUGCGAGCCAGUGACCUGUGACCUGAGACAGCGUGAACUGUGACCUGGGAUGGCGUGACCCGUGACUUCAUGACCCACCAUCGGUCAGCGCACCAGGCCAAGGCGUCACGAAAUUGCACCGCUUCGAUCGAGGGCAAUAACCUCAUAAGUCGGAGCUAUGUCACCUAACCGACGCCCUUCGUCACGAAAUCGUCACGUCACAGUUCGGACCGUCACUGAACCCAUCCAUGGCGUCGCGCCAGACGGGCCGUUCACCGUCACAGCACGGUCCCGCUACGGCAAGAGCACGGCUAGAGCACGGUCGGUCGCUGCGUUCGAGUCGGACCGACCAAUUCAGUGGACUGUGAACUGCGGUCAGCAACAUUUGCGUGAGCACACAGACAAGGUCAUUUUCACACUGUGGUGGGGCCAGCCUGGACUCAAGUGUCUAUUGCGUGUCCAUGCUUUGUCAUUGUAAGUGGUAAUUUGGUGACAUAUGUCAGGCAAUAAUGGCGUGUAGGCGGUGUCCGGCGCGGGCAAAUUACAGUGAUAGGGCUAAGCUCAACACUCGCGUAGGUGAUCCUCGAUACGUAGUGCGUGUGCUAGUGUCUGUGUAUGUAUGUGUGAUGUGUGUGAGAGAGCUGUUUACCAAAUGGAGUGGAGCGAUGAUGGGAAACAGAUGUCCGGCUGGCUCAUGAAUGAGACUGUUCAGUGUUUGUUCGUAUAAUGUUAGCUAUAAAUGACCGAGGGUAAGCGGUGGAGACGUCUGAAGCACAUGUCGAGCGGCUCAUUUAGUAUAUGACUUCCGUUUGUUUUGGUAACGCACCGAUGUUGAGCCUUUGAUUUCUGGUGAAAACCAAUAAUUUUCAUGGGGCUUGUGAUUUAUAAUUUACGUAGGCUAUGCCAAUUUGUUAACUGUUGUUCCUGUUUUGAUGUAUGAAUCAAAAUCAUCAAAUCUUUGGGCGAAUUUGUCCAACCAACCAAGGGUAAACAACUAUUUCGUUCUUCUUUUCACUCCUCGAAACUAUCGCUUGCCUAUCACCUGAUUUCCGAUGAGUGUCCGCACUUAAUUUUACGUGCUAGGGGAUGGGCCGAGUACAAUAAGAUAAGUGUCAAACGGGCCCGCUGCUCUUGUGUUGCAUUGUUUUACUUAUGUCGGUGUACGCCGGUCGAGACAUCGAGUCUCAAUCUCAGCAGCCGCAGAGCGCUGCAGCGCAAGAUGCUCGUGGCUCGCCAUCUGUGAUAUGUAGGGUGGGUGUGCCACCAGUGUUGAGAUUUGUUGUCGGUUUCGUGUGACCGUUCACGAAGGCGAUUGUGCUGCUGCUCGGAAAACUAUGGCACUGUGUGCGGGGGGUGGAAAACUUGUGUGGUCAACGCUUUUCAAUUUGGAUGCUUGUAAGGGUGGGACUUGCAUUGCGGACGCUUUCGUGUAAAUGUGCCAUAAUGUUCUGUCUUGAGGCUUGUUUAUGGGGGUGUGGUGAUGUAAAAUUAUCACAAAUGAGUCGUAGACACAUCAACGUUAGCGUUCGAGGUGCGGUUAUUUGCCAUGGGUACAAAUUAACAUGAAUACACCUGAGUGUAACAAGAGAA